UUUGGCAUCUGACAUUAAAGCUCACCCCUUCCAACAUGGCAGGGGCGACUCCAGCAGUGUGACCGGACCUCAUUGUUGGUGAUCUGACUCUCUGUGAACAGACUGAGCGGAGUUUAACCAUGGAUAUCCUCCGUAAUAUCAGGCACUGACUGACACGCUUUUUGGGGAGUUGUGAAAAGGAGCAAUCGUACAUCUGUGGUGGUGAACCGUUAACACAUCCAUCAUGACCAAAGAGGAGGAGAUUCCUGACUGGAUUGGAGCCAAGGAUUUCCACGACAAGUAUGAGCCCAAGGAGAUUCUGGGCAGGGGGGUGAGUAGCGUGGUGCGUCGCUGCAUUGACAAGCGAACAACUCAGGAUUAUGCGGUAAAGAUCAUCGACAUCACGCCCUCUGAUAAGAUGACUCCGGAGGAGAUCGAGGAGAUCAGAGAGGCCACGGUGAAGGAGAUCGACAUCCUGAAGAAAGUCUGUGGACGGGAGAACAUCAUUCAGCUCAAAGACUGCUUCCAGUCCAACGCAUUCUUCUUCCUGGUUUUUGAUCUGAUGAAGAGGGGUGAACUGUUUGACUACCUCACAGAGAAAGUCACUCUGAGUGAGAAGGAAACCAGAAAUAUCAUGCGUGCUUUGAUGGAGGUGGUCCAGUUUCUUCACGACCAGAACAUAGUCCACCGGGACCUGAAGCCCGAGAACAUCCUUAUGGAUGACGACAAGAACAUCAAGCUCACUGAUUUUGGCUUCGCUGUGCAAGUCCCGGUUGGAGAGACUCUCAAAGAGGUGUGUGGGACUCCUGGUUACCUUGCUCCUGAGAUCAUCGAGUGCUCCAUGGACGCAGCACAUGCAGGAUAUAGUACAGCUGUGGACAUAUGGAGUUCAGGUGUCAUCAUGUACACGUUGCUCGCAGGAUCUCCACCAUUCUGGCACAGAAAACAGGCGCUGAUGCUGCGCAUGAUCUUGUCAGGGAGCUACGAUUUCUCAUCUCCAGAGUGGGAGGAUCGUUCAGACACGGUUAAAGAUCUGAUUUCACGGAUGCUGGUGGUGAAUCCAAAGGAGCGGUUCACUGCAACAGACGUGCUCAACCACUCGUUCUUCUCGCAGUACGUGGUGAAUGAAGUGCGACAGUUCAGCCCGUACAGGCGGUUCAAGGUCAUCUGCAGGACUGUCCUCGCCGUAAUGCGCAUCUACUGCAACUACCGCCGUGCCAAGCCCGUCACCAAGGAUGUGAUCCAAAGCGACCCCUAUGCCGUCAAACCUAUUCGCAAGCUCAUUGAUGCCUGCGCGUUCAAGAUCUACGGCCACUGGGUCAAAAAGGGCCAAACACAAAACAGGGCAGCUCUUUUCGAGAACUCUCCAAAGGCCAUUUUGUUGUCCAUAGCUGCUGAGACGGAGGAGCAUGACCAGCACAUCUGGUAACAACUCUGCAGGAUCCAAUGAACUGUUUAAAUAUGAAAGUUAAUUUGAGCCUGAUCUGCUGACUCAUAUUUCAGAGCAGCACUUGUUACUGCGAGUAGUGAUUUCUUAGUGUUUACUGCAAUUAACUUGUGCCACUGUUACCCACUUUGCUUGUUGUAUGUACUUAGCCCAUUGCACUGUGUAGCAAGCCAUUAAGUAAAUUUAGUCAGAGACGAUUUCUGUUUCACUAUGACAAUACACAUAUCCCAAAGGCCACCAUUUUAUAUUUCUUCAGUACAGAAAUUUUAAUGUACAACUCACAAGUUUUGGGGAAAAAUAAUUUUCUCUUAACAGAAGACUGACCUCUGAAACCUUGAUACUUAAAA
Messenger RNA from Cololabis saira (Pacific saury), 1773 nucleotides. RefSeq names its product phosphorylase b kinase gamma catalytic chain, skeletal muscle/heart isoform-like. The transcript is spliced from 10 exons. Gene Ontology annotation, molecular function: calmodulin binding; phosphorylase kinase activity; ATP binding. Gene Ontology annotation, biological process: protein phosphorylation; glycogen biosynthetic process. The coding region runs from base 224 to 1408 and encodes 394 amino acids. The record is from RefSeq and is a predicted model, not a curated record. Gene Ontology annotation, cellular component: phosphorylase kinase complex. NCBI's taxonomy places the organism in Eukaryota, Metazoa, Chordata, Actinopteri, Beloniformes, Belonidae.